AUGACGAGUGUUUUGAGAAGUUUUUUACCUGGUUCAACUUCGACAACCAGAAGUAAUGAUUGUGAUGAUGGUUAUAGCGUGGAAUACUCCUUUGCCAUGGAGUACAGUGGUCCUCCAGUCAACCAUGAUAUUCCCCAGGUAUUGCCGAUCGAUGUUCGCCGGAUUCCGACCGCCGCCGUGGCUGCUAAGGUCUUAAAGAUUGGGGAUGAAAAUUCUAGCAGUUCCGGCACAUUAGGAUUUUCAGACGGGCAAGGUGAUUCGAAUCAGUUAUCAGGAAGCUCCGAUGUUGAGGAUACAGAUGACAACUGCAAGGCAAGAGUAGAUUACGAUUACGGUAAAUCAACAGCGGAUUUGCCGGAAAUUUCUUCAUCGGAAGAAGUCGGACUUAGAGAUUGCGAGGAUGAAGCUGAAGCUCCUGGCCCACAAAUUAGAUCACCGGUAGUGGAUUUUCAUGAAUUUACAACGAGUGAUGUAAAUUCUGAUGGAAGUGAUAACGAACCGCAGAUAGUCUUCCCGGAGAGGCCGGUGAUAUUGGAUGAGGUGAAAGGGUUGUGCCAUCGAUGUCAUAGGAAGAACCGAUUUGCGGACAAGGAAGCUUGCAUUGUCUGUCGAGCUAACUAUUGCAGUAAGUGUGUGAUCAGAGCAAUGGGAUCAAUGCCGGAGGGAAGAAAAUGUAUUACUUGCAUUGGUUAUCGGAUUGAUGAGUCGAGGCGAGGAUCAUUAGGAAAAACUUCUCGACUACUGAAGAGAAUCCUCGUUGACGAAGCCAUUAAGCACAUUAUGAAAUCCGAGCUUUCUUGUGAAGUAAAUCAGUUACCACCUCAUCUUGUAUGUGUAAAUGAAAAGCCUCUUACUAUUGAAGAGUUGGUUUCUUUGCAAAGCUGCCCGAAUCCACCAAAGAAGCUGCGACCGGGAAGGUUUUGGUACGACAAGGUAUCGGGAUUCUGGGGAAAGGAAGGAGAGAAACCGAGCCAGAUUAUCACCUCCCAACUUACGGUUGGUUAUCAAAUUAGGCAAAAUGCUAGCAAUGGAAACACGAAUGUAUUGAUAAAUAGUCGGGAGAUCACAAAACGAGAACGCCGAAUGUUGCAGAUUGCAGGAAUUCACUGCGAAGGAGACCCUCAUUUUUGGGUUACUGCAGAUGGAUCCUAUCAGCAUGAAGGUAUGAAUUACGUGAUGGGGAAAUUAUGGGAUAAGAAAAGAGUCAAGAUAGCAUGUAAAGCACUGUCUUUGCCGUUUCCUUCUGAUGUUUCUAAUCCUGGUGGCGAAGAAGUUGCCAACAAUACUGGUGAAGUUAACUUAAAGAACUUAGAUCGGAAACAAAUAGCUAAGUUUCUCCUAGUUGGAGGUGAUCAGUCGGGAACAAGUACCAUAUUUAAACAGGCAAAAAUUCUGUAUGGCGUACCUUUCUCAGAAGAUGAGCGUGAAAAUGUCAAAUUCAUGAUCCAAAGGAAUUUAUACAGUUACAUCGGUAUCAUCCUCGAGGGUCGUGAACAAUUCGAAGAAGAUUAUUCCAUUGAAAUGAGGAGACUACAACACAUUGAUCAACCUGGUCCUUCAGAGAUAUCUGAAGAGGUUGAUGAACAAAAUAUUUAUUCCAUUAGUCCGAGACUGAAAGCAUUCUCCGAUUGGCUUCUCCAAGUUAUGGUUUCGGGCAAUUUGGAGGCCGUUUUCCCAGCUGCUACUCGAGAGUACGCACCAUUAAUUGAGAAGUUAUGGAAGGACGAAGCCUUUCAAGCCACAUACAAAAGAAGAAAUGAACUGCAUAAGCUACCAAGAGUCGCAAAUUAUUUCUUAGAUCGGGCUGUUGAGAUUUCAAGAAUUAACUAUGAGCCUUCAGAAAUGGAUAUUUUGUAUGCUGAGGGCAUCGCUUUAUCCAAUGGGGUUGCAUCCAUGGAAUUUUCUUUUCCCAUUUUAUCUCAGGAUGCAUACAUGGAAUCUGAUAAUCAGAGUGAUCCCAUUUUAAGGAACCAACUCAUUAGAGUUCAUGAAAACAGCCUCGGAGGAAACUGCAGGUGGCUGGAGAUGUUUGAAGACGUCAACCUUGUUAUGUUUUGCAUUUCCUUGACCGAUUAUGGUGAAUUUUACGAAGACGCAACUGGAAUUUGCACAAACAAGAUGUUGGCGAGCAAGAAACUCUUUGAGAGAAUCGCCACCCAUCCAUCCUUCGCCCAGAAGAAUUUCAUUCUGAUACUCAACAAGUUCGACCUGUUGGAAGAAAAAAUCGAACAAGUUCCUCUAUCGCAAUGCGACUGGUUUCAGGAUUUUAGUCCCCUGAUCAGUCUUCAUCCACACAACACCACCACCCCACCUUUAGCUCAACGUGCUUUCCACUACAUUGCUGUGAAGUUCAAACGGCUUUUCACUUCCCUAACUGGGCGCAAAUUGUUUGUUGCACCGGUUACAGGACUGGAAGCUGAUAGCGUUAACCUCGCUCUUAGAUAUGGUCGGGAGGUUCUGAAGUGGGACGAGGAGAAACUUACCUUCAGUAUGAAUGAAGAUUCUGUCGAGAGCAUCGAGGCUAGCACAACAUAA
Fraxinus pennsylvanica is the source of this 2535-nucleotide messenger RNA. The record is from the annotation of a GenBank genome assembly. NCBI's taxonomy places the organism in Eukaryota, Viridiplantae, Streptophyta, Magnoliopsida, Lamiales, Oleaceae.